GUCAGGUCUGACGCUGACCCUGCUUGUGAUCAAGAACAAGAAUAAUAAGAAUAUCAAGAAUCAGGACAAAAGAUAAGGAUAUCAAGAUUAUUCAAGUAUUUUCCAUAAAUCUGAAGUUUUUAUUUUCAAAUAUUUCUUAUUAAUCUGAUUAAUAUCUGGUAUUUUAUUUUUUCUAUUAAGUUUUUGGUUAAGAAAAAGUGAUGGCGAAGAGAUUUUCUGUUAUGCUUUUGCUAAAUUAUUAAUCUUUAAUCAAGUACAUAUUUAAUAGUAAAACUUCCGAAGUCCUUAGAAAUGACCGACAAUGCAUGUAAGGCAAGACCUAAAAGAUAUGGACUUCUAUCAAAAGUUUCCUUGAGUGAACUGAAAACUAUUCGGAUAGCUGUUAAAAGAAGUAAUAUUACUGUACAAGGUCCUCCUACCCCUAUAGUGAGAAGCAUUGAUGAUCCCAAACGAAUAGUACCACUGGUUCAUAUCAAAACUGGUAAUGAUACAAGACCAACAUCUCUAUUUGACAGGGAAGAUGUACAAGUUAAUCAAGAAGAAAGAUUCGUUUUAGCAGACGCGAAUCGUCUAGAUCCUGAUCAUUCACCAAGCUCUAAAAGUAGCACAAGAUCUAGAUCUCGAACGCCAGCUGGAAAAAGCAAAAGUUCCACUACCACCGGAAGAGGAAAUGACGGGAGAAGAAGUAGGAGUAGAGACAGAAGAAGUAGGAGUAGAGAUAGAAGAAGUAGAAGUAGAGAUAGAAGAAGUAAGAGCAGAGAAAGGAGAAGUAAUAGUAGAGAAAGAAGAAGUAGGGGCAAAGAAAAAAGAAGUAGGAGUAGAGAAAGAAGGAAUGAUGACAAACCUGGAAGAGAAACAAGAAUUGAUAGCUAUAGUAGGCCCAGAAGACACAGCACUGAUCAGGAUGAUAGAGAAAGAAGGAGCAAAGUAGGGAGUAUAGAAAGACGAGACAAUAGAAGAAGCGAAGACAGACCUACAACGCGGAAAUCGCGUAGCAGAGACAGAAGUAGGGAUAGAGAAAAAUCAAACGAAAGAUAUAAUUCAAAAAAAUACGACAGUAGACAGAGAGAUGACUUCGUUUCUAGAAAAAGGUCUCCAACACCAUUAAGGCCGGGUGAAUACAGGCCGGGUCAUCCUGAUUUGAAGACGAGAUCUAGAUCAAGGGGUAGAAAUGAUAAAAUCAGAUCUGUUUCGAGGCGCAGUAGAUCACCGUCAAGGGAUAGGCAACAACCUUCAUCCUCUCGCAGAUCCAGGUCACCAAGAUAUGAAAAACCAUCUGCAAGAAGAACCAGUCGUUCACCCAGAAGAUCUAGAAGUCCUGCGGGAUAUUCAGGAAAGAAAACGUCUGGCGAUAAGAGAUGGAGUAGAUCGCCCGUGAGACAUGGAGAGAGAAAAAAAUCUCGAUCACCACAUAGUUCCCCUAGUAAACACGCCCGACGAUCCAGCAGAUCGCCCGGCCGCCCCCACCACCACGGCCGCUACCGCCCGCCGGCGGACCCGCGCAGCACCCGCAGCCGCUCGCCGCACCCGCCCGUCGUCACGUUCAACCGCCAGGGGGCGGUCUCGGGUCGCCGGCGGUCGAGGUCGCCCGAGUACGAGCGCGACAGGCGACGGCAGGGACGCAGGAGCAGGAGCCGAUCGCCGGCGAGGCGGGCGGACGGGUACGACUACGGAUUCUACGAGGGUAUCCCAGGUGCUGAAUUUUGGAUCCCCGGUACGAUUCGUCCGAGUUUCCCAGCCGUGCCACGGUUCUACCCGCCAGCUUUUUAUCCCAGAGGUUUCCCGCCGGGCACACCUAUCAUCCUUCCUCCUCGUUACCCCAUGAUGUAUCCGCCUAUCAGACAUAGGCCUGUCUAUAACAGGACCAGGUUCGCGAGGCCGGCGACAGAGACGGCUAUAAGUGGAGUGGGGGAAAAUGCCGUGACUAGUGUGGCCUCUGUUGCAAGUGCUGGAGAAGUGAUUGUGCAGGAGGUCGUGGAAGGAGAGAAAACUGAGGUUGGGAGUGAGAGUAUAGAAAAACAAUAAUGGAGAAUUAUGCUGAGAAUAUGCUUGGAAAUUUGAAAAUUAAUUUGAAUUUUGAUCAAUUGUUUGAUGUAAUGAAUAGAUAUUAAUCAGUUUUUUAUUAAUUAUUGAUGGUCAAUAAAUGUGAAGAUUUCUUGU
This is a messenger RNA of Phaedon cochleariae (mustard beetle), 2160 nucleotides long. Lineage: Eukaryota; Metazoa; Arthropoda; Insecta; Coleoptera; Chrysomelidae. The record is from the annotation of a GenBank genome assembly.